This is a messenger RNA of Chroicocephalus ridibundus (black-headed gull), 1960 nucleotides long. It is a transcript of the gene RND3, whose product is annotated as Rho family GTPase 3. The record is from RefSeq and is a predicted model, not a curated record. The transcript has 5 exons. Gene Ontology annotation, biological process: small GTPase-mediated signal transduction. Gene Ontology annotation, molecular function: protein kinase binding; GTP binding; GTPase activity. Gene Ontology annotation, cellular component: cytosol. The coding region runs from base 185 to 919 and encodes 244 amino acids. NCBI's taxonomy places the organism in Eukaryota, Metazoa, Chordata, Aves, Charadriiformes, Laridae.
ACCGGCGUUGGGAGUGGGGACGGUAGAGGCGCGUCCCGUCCCGCGGCUCUACCACCUGGGGGUUUUGUUCCCCCCCCCUUUUUUUUUUCUUAUAUAUAAAUUAUUUUUAUCUAUUUUUGAGGGAACCGGGUGUAUUUUUUUUUUUUCUUUCGCUGUGGCCGGCCGAGGGACUAAGCCGAGAUCAAUGAAGGAAAGAAGAGCGAGCCAGAAGUUAUCGAGCAAGGCGGUGAUGGAUCCCAACCAGAACGUGAAGUGCAAGAUCGUGGUGGUGGGGGACAGCCAGUGCGGGAAGACCGCCCUGCUCCACGUCUUUGCCAAGGACUGCUUCCCUGAGAGCUACGUCCCCACCGUCUUCGAGAACUACACGGCCAGCUUCGAGAUCGACACGCAGCGCAUCGAGCUCAGCCUCUGGGACACCUCGGGGUCUCCUUAUUAUGACAAUGUCCGCCCGCUCUCCUAUCCAGAUUCUGAUGCUGUCCUGAUUUGCUUUGACAUCAGUCGGCCAGAAACUCUUGACAGUGUGCUAAAAAAGUGGAAAGGUGAAAUCCAGGAGUUCUGUCCGAACACCAAAAUGCUUUUGGUUGGUUGCAAGUCGGAUCUGCGCACAGAUGUAAGCACGCUAGUGGAGCUUUCCAAUCAUAGGCAGACGCCUGUGUCCUACGAUCAGGGUGCAAAUAUGGCCAAACAGAUUGGAGCAGCUACGUAUAUUGAAUGCUCAGCCUUACAGUCAGAAAACAGUGUCAGAGACAUUUUUCAUGUUGCCACCUUGGCGUGUGUGAAUAAAACAAAUAAAAAUGUUAAACGAAACAAAUCGCAGAGGGCAACAAAGCGGAUUUCACACAUGCCUGGCAGGCCAGAACUUUCCACAGUGGCGACGGACUUGCGAAAGGACAAAGCAAAGAGUUGCACGGUGAUGUGAAGGACCUCGAUUUCCUGGAGAAGGAGGAAGAGAGCGUCCCGGAGGGGUGGGGGCUCAAUGAAGUACACAGCCACAUGGUAUUUAUCGAGGGCUUAUGCCAGUGCUUUAAUGGAGACUCUUCACCUCUUGUGUGAGACUGUAUUUAGGAACUGAGCAGCGAGAAGAAAUGGCUCUACACGAGGUGGCAUCAGGAAAUGACACGUUGAAGAAAAUGCCAAAAAAAAAAAUAUAAAUAAAAAGGGAAAAAUGUUUGAGUGUGCUGAGAAAAGAGAGAGUGAAUGGGAAAAUAACUGCAAAGAAGAGAUGUCAUUGACAGUGCUUGUUUCUUUUAUUAACGCUCUACUCCUGGAUGCUACCACUUUGAUUUCAUUAAAAUAAUACUUUAAUGUUUGGGUUUCUUUAAAGAAGACAUUAUUAAUAUGCCCUCCUCAUUAAGGAACUACCCCUGUGACCUUAUAGUUGGUUUUCCAAAGGAUAUGAUCUAAUUUUUUAGUAGCUCAUCGUUAAAAUGGAGAGUAUACCGAGGCCUGUGCGUCACCUAGAGGAAAACACUGUACGUGAGAAGUCUGGAGUUUUGCCUUCCCGAGAUGGCAGCGCAGUCUACAUUGAGCACGUUGGUAAUGAAGACAACAGUUUGAGGUUUCCCAGUAUUGCAGGUGCCCUCGCACUGUGGAAAUUCAAUGGAUGAAAUUGGAGUGUGGGGGCAAACUACCUGCCCGUUGCAGGACUCUGACUUUCGGUUCCUCUUUGUGAUUGUAAUUUAGAGUGGAAGUGAUCUCCAGUUCUGGUGUACUGUAUGGGUAUGUCGCUGUAGGUUCAAGUGAAAGGUGCUAAGAGCUAUGACAACAAAUGAUCCUUAGUUUUACAACCAUGAUAAUUCGUUAAGCCUUACUGCCCACCUGGGGAAGCCCUGAGACUCUUCUGCUCCUGCUAGGAGUUGGAGAGCGGGGUGGAUCCCAGGACCUAGCCCUCUGUAAAUGCUGCGGAGAAGUGCUGUUCUAUGACGCGGUUCUCCGCAAUCAGCUUUGCAAAAACCCCCAA